Molecule: messenger RNA, 2532 nt
Organism: Naegleria lovaniensis
Lineage: Eukaryota; Heterolobosea; Eutetramitea; Acrasida; Naegleriidae
Exons: 2
Coding region: 1-2532 (843 amino acids)
Biological process (GO): mismatch repair; reciprocal meiotic recombination
Cellular component (GO): nucleus
Molecular function (GO): ATP binding; mismatched DNA binding; ATP-dependent DNA damage sensor activity
Source: RefSeq, a predicted model, not a curated record
AUGAAAACACCAACAACCCGAACUUCCUCUUCCAACACCAACCAAGCUAAAAGCGGCUUCAAAAACGUUGAUAAGGCUUUGUAUGAAAAUGACUUUCCCUCAGGCCCAACCCUAACCUCAACAUCAAAUAGGAAGCCAACAGGAACGCCCCAUAAGUACAACACCAAUUCAGCAGGUACUAAUGCUUCUCCAUCCCUUAAUAUUGUAGCGCUACUUGACAAUCAAGCGAGAGAAGUUGGAUUUGCAGUCUUCAACCUCAGAACAAAUUCAAUCAGGUUAACUCAGUACAAUGAAGGCUCCAGUUACAUUAACACCUGCAAUAUGUUGAAGGUGUAUGAGCCAGCGGAAGUACUGUUUCCAAAAACAUUAUACGAUGCCAAGUUGUCCUCUGUGGUAAAGCAAGAGCUUGAGAGCAACGGCGAAGGAGGCUCUAGCAAGGCCAAAAUAACGUUCAUUGCAAGAAAGCUUUUCAAUGAAAAUAAGGGAAAUGAAUACAUCAACACCUUACUCAUGGAUCACGAAAAUUCAUCAAUCCAGUCAGACAUCGUAUCCAAAUAUCUGAGCGUUAGUGCUUUGUCUGCUGUGGUUCAGUAUAUUGAGUAUGUUCAAGAGAUUACCUUUCAACCACGAAGUCUCAGAAUUUCGUACGUUGCAUGUGACGGACAUCUCAUGAUUGAUUCCUCGAGUAUUUCAUCUCUUGAAUUAGUGAGAAGUUUGAAGUACGGGAAUGGAGUUUCCACAUUGCUAUCGCAUCUCGACUACACUAAAACUCCAAUGGGUAAACGUAUGUUAAGGACUAAUUUGUUGCAGCCACUGUUGGAUACCUCAUCUUUAAAUGCGAGAUUAGACACAGUGGACGAGUUAUUGGCAAACGAAAAGGAGUUUUUUGAAGUCGGUGCGCUUCUUUCAGACUUCAAUAUUGAUAUUGCCCAUUUACUCACCCAAUUUACUCACACCAAACGAUCCAACUCCACCAGAUGUUCUCAUUCAACAGUGCUUAACAUUAUUUGCUUAAGAAAAAUAAUUGAAAAAGUUCCUCUUCUCGAAGAAAAGCUCAAGUCAUACAAUACUCCAAUUUUGAAAGCGAUAUCUCAAUCGCUAGAGUAUCAGGAAUUUGCAAGUCUCAAGCAAAGCAUUGAUGAGAUUAUUAAUGAAAAAGGUGUUGUAAACAGCAAAAACAAGCAACAACAAGUAAUAUUUUCCGUGGCUGCUGAUGUGGAUGCUUUGUUGGACAUUGGAAGAAAGAAAUAUAUUGAAACUAUAGAAGAAAUACAGGGUCACCACAAGUAUUGUCAGGCAGAAACCGGGGUGUCUUCUCUCAAGCUUAGAUAUAAUGUAAGAAGAGGAUAUCACUUCACUUUUGAGGAUAAUGUUCGUUUGUCACAUGAGGCUCAAAAGUUAUUAAUUCAAAGGCUCAAGAAAGGCAAGACUGUUCAUUGCUCUACUGAAGAGUUAAACUCUCUGAACGUGCGCAUGAAAGAAAUUCUUGACGAAAUAUUUCUCAUGACUGAAAUGGUGGUUAGCAGACUAGCAGAAAUGAUCAAGACCCACAUCAGUGACCUGUACAAAUUAGGCGAGUCUAUUGGUCUUCUCGAUAUGUUAUUCUCCUUUGCUACUCUUGUAACGUUAAAUAGCAACUAUACAAGACCACAAUUUUGCACUGAAGGGCCAACAGCUAUCAAGCAAGGAAGACAUCCUGUAAUGGAAAAGAAUUUAAAUGGAGAAUAUGUGGCAAACGACACAUAUUUGUCAGAAUCCAGUAAUUUUCAUAUCAUAACAGGAGCUAACAUGUCAGGUAAAUCUACUUACCUGAAACAGGUAGCCUGUAUCCAAAUUAUCAGUCAAAUAGGAAGUUAUGUACCAUGUAGUUAUUGCAAUAUUAGAAUUGCUGAUAGAAUUUUUACCAGAAUAGGUAAUAAUGAUAAUAUCGAAAAUAAUAGUAGCACCUUCAUGGUUGAAAUGGUAAGUUUGCUGAGAAGUGUUUACGACUUACCGGAUAUAAUCGAAAAGAAAGAGGUCGCUAACAUUGUUCAAAAUGUCACAAACAAAAGCUUAAUAAUAAUCGAUGAGCUCGGAAGAAGCUCCAGCAAUAUUGAAGGAACUGCCAUCGCGUGGAGUAUUGCAGAACAUCUGAGCGCACUACGCGCGUACUCACUCUUUGCUACACAUUACACUGAAAUGAGUGAUUUGGAGGAUUUAUACCCCAACAUUAAAAAUUCUCACCUUAGAGUGACAACAACCCAAGAUGGAGAGUUGAACUAUCUCUAUCAGUUACAACCUGGAAGCUGCUCAGAAGAUAGAUAUGGUAUUAAGUUAGCAAAAAUGUUGGGCAUAAAUUCUACAAUCAUCAAUGAAAGUGAGAUCAUUUUGGAAGAGCUCAUAAAGAAAAAGCAAAAGCCGCAACAUGAUGACCAAAGCAACAAGGAGUGGAAAUUAGUGUUUGGUAUUGCAUCAAAGUUAAUUGCUCAUUCUGACUCUGAAUAUGAAUUGUUCAAAGACACUGUGGUCAAACUUAAACAAGCCCUCUAUUAG